This is a messenger RNA of Sungouiella intermedia, 477 nucleotides long. NCBI's taxonomy places the organism in Eukaryota, Fungi, Ascomycota, Pichiomycetes, Serinales, Metschnikowiaceae. The record is from the annotation of a GenBank genome assembly.
AUGGCUGACAGGCUUACACAGCUCCAGGUAUGCUUGGAUCAAUUAGUGGCACAGUUCAAUGCGACGAUUAAUUAUGUGAACACUCAAAGCGAUCUUGCCCCGUUGGACGCAGACCCCAAUUCAGUUAUCAAUGUAGCUGCCAACGCUCCAUUACCAGGCAAAAAAGACCAAGAGAACAGUGAAGCGAACUCUGCUCCCAGUGGAUCAGCUCCACAGGCGCCAUUUGAAGUUGUCAUUAAUGAACUUUCCACAGACAUUAUUUUGAAAUCCAGACAAAUAAGCAUGAUCAUUGAUUCCUUACCAGGAAUUGGUACGCUACCUGAAACACAGCUUAAGAUUAUCAAUGAUUUGAUCAAUGAGUUAGAGCAGACGGAAAAGGAUAGAUGCGCGAAAAUCAAAGAGAAGGACGAACUUCUCAAGUGGUGUGAAGAUCUUAUAGUGGAUGUCUCUGGAGGCAUUUACCGGACUCGAACAUAG